Grammomys surdaster is the source of this 3361-nucleotide messenger RNA. RefSeq names its product mediator complex subunit 24 (gene Med24). Gene Ontology annotation, cellular component: mediator complex. The record is from RefSeq and is a predicted model, not a curated record. Gene Ontology annotation, molecular function: transcription coregulator activity. Bases 120 to 3080 code for a protein of 986 amino acids. The transcript is spliced from 26 exons. Lineage: Eukaryota; Metazoa; Chordata; Mammalia; Rodentia; Muridae.
GGUGGAUGAAAGAAAAGAAGGAAUUACAGCUUCAGGGCUGGGGGAGAACUCCGGUUCUCCUCUGGCCCCGUUUUUAAACUCCCACCCUGUCACUCGUCUCACCUCCUUGAAGUGACAUCAUGAAGGUAGUGAACCUGAAGCAGGCCAUUUUGCAAGCCUGGAAAGAGCGAUGGAGUGACUACCAAUGGGCAAUCAACAUGAAAAAAUUCUUUCCCAAAGGAGCCACCUGGGACAUUCUCAACCUAGCAGAAGCGCUCCUGGAGCAGGCCAUGAUUGGACCUUCCCCCAAUCCUCUUAUCCUGUCUUACCUGAAGUACGCCAUUAGUUCCCAGAUGGUGUCCUGUUCCUCUGUGCUCACUGCAAUCAGUAAGUUUGAUGACUUUUCCCGGGACCUGUGUGUCCAGGCUCUGCUGGACAUCAUGGAGAUGUUUUGUGACCGACUCAGUUGCCACGGCAAAGCAGAGGAAUGUAUCGGGCUGUGCCGAGCACUCCUUAGCGCCCUCCACUGGCUGCUGCGAUGUACAGCAGCUUCUGCAGAGCGACUCCAGGAAGGACUGGAGGCUGGCACGGCCCCUGGGGAGAAGCAGCUUGCCUUGUGCCUACAAUGCCUGGAGAAGACCCUCAGCAGCACCAAGAACCGAGCCCUGCUGCACAUUGCCAAGCUAGAGGAGGCCUCCUCCUGGACUGCCAUUGAGCACUCACUUUUAAAACUUGGGGAGAUCCUGGCCAAUCUCAGCAACCCCCAGCUCCGGAGCCAGGCGGAGCGUUGCGGCACACUCAUCAGGAGCAUCCCUACCAUGCUGUCUGUGCACUCAGAGCAGCUGCACAAGACCGGCUUCCCCACCGUCCACGCGCUCAUCUUGCUCGAGGGCACCAUGAACCUGACAGGGGAGAUGCAGCCCCUGGUGGAGCAGCUGAUGAUGGUGAAGCGCAUGCAGCAUAUCCCCACACCUCUCUUUGUCCUGGAAAUCUGGAAAGCUUGCUUUGUGGGACUCAUUGAAUCCCCUGAGGGUACACAGGAGCUGAAGUGGACAGCUUUCACCUAUCUCAAGAUUCCACAGGUUUUGGUGAAGUUGAAGAAGUAUUUUCAUGGGGACAAGGACUUCACUGAGGAUGUCAACUGUGCCUUUGAGUUCCUGCUGAAGCUCACACCCUUGUUGGACAAAGCUGACCAGCGCUGCAAUUGUGACUGCACGAACUUCCUCCUCCAGGAGUGCAACAAGCAGGGGCUUCUGUCUGAGGUCAACUUCGCCAGCCUUGUGGGCAAGCGCACUGCAGAUCGGGACCCUCAGCUAAAAUCGUCAGAAAAUGCUAAUAUCCAGCCUAAUCCUGGACUGAUCCUGCGUGCAGAGCCCACUGUCACAAACAUUCUCAAGACAAUGGAUGCAGAUCACUCCAAGUCCCCAGAGGGACUGCUCGGGGUCCUGGGACACAUGCUUUCUGGGAAGAGCCUGGACUUGCUGCUGGCUGCCGCUGCUGCCACUGGGAAGCUUAAAUCCUUUGCCCGGAAAUUCAUCAACCUGAAUGAGUUCACUACCCACGGCAGCGGAGAGAGCACGAAAACAGCCUCGGUCCGUGCCUUGCUCUUUGACAUUUCCUUCCUCAUGUUAUGCCACGUGGCCCAGACCUAUGGCUCAGAGGUGAUUCUCUCCGAGUCAAGUUCAGGAGAAGAAGUCCCCUUCUUCGAGACUUGGAUGCAGACCUGCAUGCCUGAGGAGGGCAAGAUUUUGAACCCUGACCACCCCUGCUUCCGGCCUGACUCCACCAAAGUCGAGUCCUUGGUGGCCUUACUCAACAACUCUUCAGAGAUGAAGCUAGUACAGAUGAAGUGGCAUGAAGCCUGCCUGAGUAUUUCAGCAGCCAUUUUGGAAAUCCUCAACGCCUGGGAGAAUGGGGUUCUGGCCUUCGAGUCCAUCCAGAAAAUCACCGAUAAUAUCAAGGGAAAGGUAUGCAGUCUGGCAGUGUGUGCUGUGGCUUGGCUUGUGGCCCACGUCCGGAUGCUGGGGCUGGACGAGCGUGAGAAGUCACUGCAGAUGAUCCGCCAGUUGGCAGGGCCGCUGUACAGUGAGAACACCCUGCAGUUCUACAACGAGAGGGUGGUGAUUAUGAACUCAAUCUUGGAACAUAUGUGUGCGGACGUGCUACAGCAGACAGCCACGCAGAUCAAGUUUCCGUCCACGGGUGUGGACACGAUGCCCUACUGGAACCUGCUUCCUCCCAAGCGCCCCAUCAAGGAGGUACUGACAGACAUCUUUGCCAAGGUACUGGAGAAGGGCUGGGUAGACAGCCGCUCCAUCCACAUCCUUGACACCCUGCUGCACAUGGGCGGCGUCUACUGGUUCUGCAACAACCUGAUUAAGGAGCUGCUGAAGGAGACUCGCAAGGAACACACGCUAAGGGCAGUGCAGCUGCUCUACUCCAUCUUCUGUCUGGACAUGCAGCAGAUGACCCUGGUUCUGCUGGGCCACAUCCUGCCUGGGCUGCUUACUGACUCCUCCAAGUGGCACAGCCUUAUGGACCCUCCUGGCACCGCACUAGCCAAACUAGCUGUGUGGUGUGCCCUGAGUUCUUACUCUUCCCACAAGGGACAGGCAUCCUCCCGCCAGAAGAAGAGACACAGAGAAGACAUUGAGGACUAUAUCAGCCUCUUCCCUGUGGAGGACAUGCAGCCUUCAAAGCUUAUGCGACUCCUGAGCUCCAAUGAGGAUGACGCCAACAUCCUGUCAAGUCCCACUGACCGCUCCAUGAACACCUCCCUCUCAGCUUCCCAGCUCCACACAGUCAACAUGAGGGACCCUCUGAACCGAGUCCUGGCCAACCUGUUCCUGCUCAUUUCCUCCGUCCUGGGCUCGCGCACCGCCGGCCCCCACACCCAGUUUGUGCAGUGGUUCAUGGAGGAGUGUGUGGACUGCCUGGAGCAGGACAGCAGGGGCAGCAUUCUGCAGUUCAUGCCUUUCACCACCGUAUCGGAACUGGUGAAGGUGUCUGGUAUGUCCAGCCCCAAGGUGGUUCUGGCCAUCACGGACCUCAGCCUGCCCCUGGGUCGGCAGAUAGCUGCCAAAGCCAUCGCUGCACUCUGAGGAGCUCGGAGUGGCUUGCAGUGGGUUCAACCCCUGCAUCCAAGCAGGGAGCUGGGAGAGUGAGCCCUUCCCCACUCCUGCUCUGACUUACCAUGGCCCUACUCAUCUCCCAGUUGCUUUUGUAAUUUCUGUCCUUGUCCCUUUGGUUGCCCCAAUUCUAGCAGUGCUGUACUUCAAGGAAGGACUGUACAGGGCCACCAUGUAUAUAUAAGUUUAUUUUUAUAACCCAUGAAUGGGGAACCCUUGGAUCCUCUGUAAAUAAAGAUCCUUGUGGCUAUCAA